CGUACCCGUUGAUUUCAUCCUCCAAACAUCGUGUUAGUUCGAACAACUCGCGAGUGAUGAGACUCGAAAAAUCCCGCCAUUUCUUAACAGGCACGUAAUGACGUUGAUCAAAUUUUAACAAAGCCAAGUUAAGCCUUCAGUUUCAAGCAAGUUUCACGUACAAACGCCGAACGAUAGAACAAAAUGGAAACACCAAAUUUGUCGCAUCUUCAUAACGUGGAAGUAAUUCCUGCUAUGACCACGAAAUCACCAAGGGGAAGCCCCACGAAAAUCAAUGUCAUCACUCUAAGUAUCCCACUAUCUGAUGCACGACUGAUAAAUCUGAUGUUAUUAAUUCUGGGAACCAGUCUGAAUUUUGUAAUUAUACUAGCGAUCGUUUCUAAAUCGUCAACGAGAACAUCUCCGAAUUUUUACAUCAUAAGCUUCGCAUGUUCAAACAUGGUGAUAUUAAUCGAACCACUGGAAGAGGUACUUAAAUGGUUCUUCGACAUAAACAUGAAAUUAAACAUGGAUUACGUGCUGAUGAUAAGCUUUGAUGUUUCUAUCAUCACAUUUUCGGUUUUGAUAUUCAUGUUGUAUAUUAGUAUCUUUCAAGAUCACGUCUCUUUUGGACAUGUGGUACUAAAGAAAAAAAAUGCUAUUAAAGGUAUUCUGUUGAUUUGGUGUUCGUGCAUUAUUUCACUUGCUAUUGGCCUCCAUAUAUAUGACUUUUUUGAAGAGGAUAUGGCGGAUAUUUACGUGUGUUUCACGUUCAUGUUUAUCACUAUGCCGUUGAUCGUAUCAAUUACUUUAGGCUCUCUGAUUAUUUACGAAUUGUAUAUAUUGAGAAAAAUCGAGGGAUGGUGGAGAAUGAAGGAGCUAAAGCACUAUAUUAUGUUAGUGGUUAUCGGAGUCGCUUUCCUAUUGAUACGAACGCCAUAUCGACUGGCUAGAGCGAUCAAUUUCUUACUACCUAAGGCAUCGUGCUGCACAGACGACAAGAGAGAGGGACUCUACUUCAUGGCCAAAACGUACCCCACUAUCUUCUCGCUCAUCUACAUUAUAUUAUCGAAUGAAUUUCAUGAAAUCUUUGAGCAGGCGAUCCCAAAAUGUCGAUGCCACAAAUCGUCCAGAGAAACCAUUCAUGAAGUUGUUGCUUAACUAGCAGGAAGGUUAUCAUUAUUAUUAUUAUAUCAUGGUAUUUAAUUUGAUAAAAUUAAAUAAAUUUCAAUACAUGAACUUAUAUCUUUUACCAUACUGUACGUAUAUAUUCUCUCUUAAUUUGAAUAAUAGAUUCGUAAAUAGGAGAGUGUAACGAUCUAUUUGUCAGAGUGAAGAUUAAUAUAGAAACGUCGUGUUUGAUAUUUCCACCCGAGCUAAGUAACACUAGCAUCAAAAAAUUUAUUUAUAGUACACACAGUGCGUCAUUCCUGCGUGAAUUACUCAAAAGCUCAAAGCGCUGCUCUCAAACAUGAAAGACGUGCUUUGUGUACAAAGUUGGACUUAAAACAUACGCCAUGAGAUUGAUACUCAUAACACAGUGAGAACAAGAGUACCUCAAAAACUCUUGAAUAUUAACUUACACCUAGCAAAAACAUGCAUCAUGACCAAAUUAAGAAAAGAGCAAGGAUCUUAUAGGAUCUUAAAACGUCUUAGAGCAAACUCGUAGUGACACUUAAGAAAUUUGAAGAUAAUGAUGAUUCAAAACAUUUGAAGCAAAUAAAAAAAACUAAUUCUUUUAACGAACAAUUCCCCAAGCAAGUGUUGUAAGCUUACAAGUGAAAUUGAAGAUUUCAGCAAAUAUGAAAAAAGAAAUCCUAACGAAACGAAUAAUAGAAUUUUCAAAUAAUGGAGUCAUUACUUUUCUCGUAUUAAAUCUCAUUUAUUCAAACAGAAUUCGAUAAAAUUGUUAAUCUGUUUCAAUAUUUAAGGAUCCUACACUUUUUUGAUUGCAUAUUUUUCACCUGUAGCCUUCAUUGGCAAGGGCUAAAGCUCACAUAGUUGAAAUUAAUGUGUCUUUAAUGAUCUUUAAUUUUGUAAUUAUAUGUGUAAGUUCCUGAUUAAAGGAAAAUCCGAUUAAUAAGUUGAAGUAAUUGACAAGACAACCAUCGAUUCCAAGAACAUUUUCUACCUACUACGCAAAGGAGCAAGCAAGGGUAGACGAAAUUUGCGCUCACGUUCUUCGACAGGACAAGAGAAGCUUUUGUGUCGCAGUCGCAAAGUCGUGAAUUCAUUGCGCUCUCUGUAUGCAAAUUCGCUCCCCUUUGGGUGCGUCUGUCGAGUGCAUAAGUCGAUGGAGAGUUGCACUUACGUGUUCGGCUCGAACGACUACACGCGCUUUGUAUCUGCCAGAUUGUCGAGAAAAAGACCCGCGAGUACCAACCAUAAUCUGCUGGUCGCGCGAAAUCGUUUCGAACGCUUCGAUUGUUAGCCAGUUACGAUAGCGACACGUCCAAACUUACACGUUCUGUUCGUUUAAAUGAACACGAGCAGACGGUUGAAAGUGUUUCACAUUGUACGCUGUAUCGAACAUUCUGCGUCAUUCCUUGUA
Bombus pyrosoma is the source of this 2530-nucleotide messenger RNA. RefSeq lists its product as uncharacterized. Gene Ontology annotation, cellular component: membrane. Bases 184 to 1140 code for a protein of 318 amino acids. The transcript has 3 exons. The record is from RefSeq and is a predicted model, not a curated record. NCBI's taxonomy places the organism in Eukaryota, Metazoa, Arthropoda, Insecta, Hymenoptera, Apidae.